UUGCAGCAACGGUUAAAGAUCUUCUUCAUAGGCUCUCUUCUAUCCAUACCCCACCUACACAUUGAAUUAGGGACAGAAGACUGCUUUUCUCCCUCACAACAUCUUGUGUUCCAGAUUCUGCCCUCCAGAAGAGGAAGCUGCCCUUGAAAGCCAGGGCACUCCUCAUCUGACUCUCUUCAAAGCAUCUUCACCGGUGGCCCUUGCGGCUUACAUCUGUCACUGCUGGCUUCGUUUAUUACCGCCAAGCUGGAGUCACUUAAGCGCUGGAAUGAGGAAAGGAUGGUCUGGUGCGAAAAGGGAGUCCAGAUACUCCUCACCACCGUGGGGGCCUUUGCCGCUUUCGGCCUCAUGAUCAUUGCCAUCGGUACAGACUACUGGCUUUACGCCCGUGCUUUCAUCUGCAAUACCACCAACAUCACCUCUGAGGAGACUCCCCAGAAAGACAAGAAGGAUCCUGGGGGGCUCACCCAUUCAGGCCUCUGGAGGAUAUGCUGUUUAGAAGGGCAGAGGCGAGGGGUGUGCGUGAAAAUCAACCAUUUUCCAGAGGACACAGACUAUGAUCACGACAGCGCGGAAUACCUCCUACGUGUGGUACGAGCCUCGAGCAUCUUCCCAAUCCUAAGCGCCAUCCUGCUUCUGCUGGGAGGCUUCUGCGUGGCUGCCAGCCGCGUCUACAAGUCCAAGCGCAACAUCAUCCUUGGGGCUGGUAUCCUCUUUGUUGCUGCAGGUCUCAGCAACAUCAUUGGGGUCAUUGUUUACAUCUCAGCCAACGCUGGAGACCCUGGCACAAAGCGUGACGACGAGAAGAAGAGCCACUACUCUUACGGCUGGUCCUUUUACUUUGGUGGCCUCUCUUUCAUUCUGGCUGAGAUGAUUGGGGUCCUUGCCGUCAACAUAUACAUUGAGAAGAACCGGGAAGCCCACUGCAAGAGCCGCACAGAGCUGCUGAAGAACCCAUCUUCCUCAUCAUCGGCCAUAUUGCGCUUGCCCAGCUACCGUUUCCGAUAUCGACGCCGGUCACGCUCCAGCUCCCGCUCCACCGAACCAUCACAGUCUCGAGAAACCUCGCCCGUCGGCCUGAAGGGUUUCCCUUCCACCGACAUCUCCAUGUACACACUCUCAAGGGACCCCUCCAAAGCCAACGUCAGUUCGCUCUAUGGCGGUGCCAGUGAAACGGCAUCCACGGGUGCAGCAGCAUCGGGUGCAACCGGUACCGGCGGUGGGUUCCUGCAACUGCACAACACCUUCCCCAAGGACCCUGGUGUCACUGUCACAGUGACUGGGCCUGGUGUAGCAGGGGCUACGGGCACUCUGGGUAAAGAUGCCUCCUCCAACACCAACACGCUCAACAGGAAGACAACACCAGUGUAAGAGAGGAGAGGGCACAGGAAGGAAGCAUGAAGGGAAGGCACAGGUCAAAGUUUGAAGGGAGAGUCAGAAUGUUGUGAAGUGAGCAAGCAGUCUACCCAUGCGGUCAUCUUUCUUCCUUUCACUAUCUUCUUUUUUCUCUUUCUUUCCUUUCUCUCUUCCACUAUCUUGCUUUUUCCUCCUUUCU
This is a messenger RNA of Heteronotia binoei (common prickly gecko), 1555 nucleotides long. RefSeq names its product calcium voltage-gated channel auxiliary subunit gamma 8 (gene CACNG8). The transcript is spliced from 4 exons. Gene Ontology annotation, cellular component: postsynaptic density membrane; AMPA glutamate receptor complex. The record is from RefSeq and is a predicted model, not a curated record. Gene Ontology annotation, molecular function: voltage-gated calcium channel activity; channel regulator activity. The coding region runs from base 280 to 1371 and encodes 363 amino acids. Lineage: Eukaryota; Metazoa; Chordata; Lepidosauria; Squamata; Gekkonidae. Gene Ontology annotation, biological process: transmission of nerve impulse; positive regulation of synaptic transmission, glutamatergic; postsynaptic neurotransmitter receptor diffusion trapping.